AUGGCGGGCGCCGUCCCCUCCACCGGGGCGUCCGAGGUCGUUACGUGCCCGAGCACGCUGACAUCCCCGGUAAAGAUCGAUCAGGAGUGGCCGACCACUACGUCAUCUGCCACGCACACUACCCCCGCCCCGCAGGCGCCGAUGGCGACGUUGUGCACUCUUGCAAAAUCAUCAGCGGCCACGACACCGGUGACGGGUAGCACCCGCGCUGUCUCUCAGCCCUCCCCUGUCUUCACUAUGUCAGCUAUCCACCGCUUCUUGUGCCGCAGCAGCAUCAUGGUCCCGUUCAUGGCAGAGCGUGCAGCCAAGGAGGUGGUUGUGCUUCCGCCGCCGAUACAUCGCUUCUACCGCCAGGCGGACGAGGCUCGGCGCUCGCUGGUUCGGCGAGCAGACUUCCUCGCCAGCUGCAGCGACAAUGAGCUGGCAGCGACGAAUGCGGAUGGCUCUGUGAGCGCCGACCGUAAAGCGAGUACCAAGGUCGACCCUCCACGCGGCGACGUGUUCAACUUUACCUGGACCACAAAAGAGGUGAAUGCAAUGCGCAUGCAGCAGCGUGAGUACCUGCGCAAGCAGCGCGGCAGCCCUCACGCACCGGUUCUGGUGAGGAUGAAUGAGCUGGUGUCUAAUAUUCUGAACGAUAGCGAUUGGGAACAGAUGGAAAAGGCGAGUCCCACCGUUGCAACUGUCGCCGCGCCGGCUGUGCGAGCCGAUGUAGCGAACAUCGUGGCUGGCCUCUGCACGCGCGCCAUCCCCCAAGCUGAGUACAUCCGCAGUGUCUUCCAGUACCGCAUGAGCGUCCUGCAGAAGCGCAUCAACGCGGUUCCGACCGGAGUGGUAGUCCCCUCUGUCGUGCAGGCUACCAUGACGCUAGACGAGCUGUCGGAGAGCCACAGCGGCGAGAGUAUCCCGAAGUACAAGAAGGGAAAGGCCACCUCCAAAAAGGUGUUGUCGCCCACUACGGCGCCAACUGUCACCUUCCCGCAUCCCGGGGUGCCUUUCACAUACCAAGAUCUUGCGCAAGACCCCCUACUGCUGACGGCUGAGCAGCGCGCCGACCGCCGCGCGGCGCUGCUUCACCGGCGCACGCUGUCUGAAGAGGUCUAUGGCCAGCCUGUCCCGUACAUAUGA
Leishmania major strain Friedlin is the source of this 1128-nucleotide messenger RNA. RefSeq lists its product as hypothetical. The record is from RefSeq and is a predicted model, not a curated record. Lineage: Eukaryota; Euglenozoa; Kinetoplastea; Trypanosomatida; Trypanosomatidae. The transcript has a single exon. The coding region runs from base 1 to 1128 and encodes 375 amino acids.